Molecule: messenger RNA, 3065 nt
Organism: Dicentrarchus labrax (European seabass)
Lineage: Eukaryota; Metazoa; Chordata; Actinopteri; Moronidae
Gene: socs2
Product: suppressor of cytokine signaling 2
Exons: 3
Coding region: 265-858 (197 amino acids)
Biological process (GO): intracellular signal transduction; phosphatidylinositol phosphate biosynthetic process
Cellular component (GO): phosphatidylinositol 3-kinase complex
Molecular function (GO): 1-phosphatidylinositol-3-kinase regulator activity
Source: RefSeq, a predicted model, not a curated record
CCGACCCGCCAUUAGUGAGAGAAAGGAGGAGAAGUGGAGAUAAAAUAAACGAGGAGGAUUUCUGCUGUAAAUGUUGUUCAUGGAAGGUCAACUGACAUCGCUGAGGGGUUUGGCUAGCUAGCAGCUAGCUCUGACACCGAACCUCAGAGACCGGCACCGAGACCGGCACCGAGACCGGUCUUCCUCCCCUCUGGUCGGGCCUGCAGAACCCGUCCCAUGUCUGAGCUGUGGGCCUAGUUCUAGGCUGAAGGUUGGACCGGUCCAAUGACCUGCCAGUCCUCCGACAGCAUCGAGAGCGACAGACGAGCCGAGAACAACUCCAGAGCUGUGGAAUCGGACGAGAGCCGCAUCGCCUUAGCCAUGAAAGACCUGAAGAACACAGGCUGGUACUGGGGCAGUCUGACUGCUAACGAGGCUAAAGAGAUCCUCCAGGACGCCUCCGAGGGGACGUUCCUGGUUCGGGACAGCUCCCAGAGAGAUUACCUGUUCACCAUCUCGGCGAUGACGUCGGCGGGUCCGACCAACCUGCGCAUCGAGUACAAACACGGGAAGUUCAAGCUGGACUCGGUGGUUCUGGUGAAGCCCAAACUGAAGCAGUUCGACAGCGUGGUUCACCUGGUGGAGCACUACGUCCAGCUGUCCCGGACCGGCGACAAGGCACCGGCGAACUCUCGGCCCUCGGCGGCGCCGCCCAACGGUACGGUGCAGCUGCUGCUCACCAAACCGGUGUACACCGCCACACCGCCACUGCAGCACCUCUGCCGGGUCGCCAUCAACCGGACGACGCGGCGGGUUCAGGACCUGCCGCUGCCCAACAGACUGAAGGACUACCUGAUGGACUACGCCUACAACGUGUAGAGCAGGACGCCACUGACCAAUCCCAGCAUGCUUUGCUCCUGUGACAGGAGGGACGCGCAAUAAUCAGUGAGGAAGAAACUGCAGGAGGAGGAGGAGGAGGAAGAGGAAGAAGAGGGACUCCUCUGUGAACUGCAGUAACACUGCAGUAUUGGCACUGUUUGUACCCUGUGGGUCAGAUUUUGGCAGUGUUGGUCCUCCGUAUAAACCCGAUCAGUUGAAGGUGAAUUAACGGUCGUAAACUCGCAGCUACGCAACAGAAACAAUAUUUACAAACAAACAGCUGUUAUCAGUUUAUUUAUUUAAAAAAUGUGGAUCAAUAACAGUCACUCACAUAAACCUGUUUCCAUUAAUAAGGUGAUUAAUUACUGAUUAUUGAUCAGUUGAUAUAAAAUAUGAACUUUAAUUAAACUUCUGUUUCAGUUAACGAAGAGAAACUCAGUAAAAACUGACAUCAACAUUUCCUGCUGUCACAGUUGAGUCACAGGAAACCGAGGCCUCUGAUUGGCUGCUGGACGACUGUGAGAGGCUCGACCCUCGGUGGCGGCGGCGUCGAGGGUUUCCUGAUCGAUGGAAACAAACAGACGUGUUGUUUUCAUGUGAACUAAUGAGUUGGACUUUGCCCCCCCUUGCUGGAUGUAGUACUGCAGCUCUGGACCUGGUGAUCCUGCUCUGAGGUUCAACGAGGACGCGGCCCAGAUAAAGUCCACAUCAGUCUGAUCUCCGGUCCGGUUUCACUGGUUUCUGAUCACAAAGCGAAAUCGGCUCCGAUCCAUUCAUAACGUUACGAUAAAAUCCGUCGAGAAAGUUACGAUGUUUUAAAAUUAAGAUUCUUACGUUUAAAUUUGGUCCGAUAACAGAAUCAGAAAUUCCUCCAACACGUCCUUAAAAACCUUCUGUUUCCCAGGAUGGUGAAGUCGUGUCCACGUACAAACAUACAGACAGCCGUAUGGAAGAUGAUUAGUGCCAUAUACUAAAAAUUUACUUGAGUUCUGGGUUAAAAAAAAGUCGUCUUCCAUCGAUCAAUAUCAGCCAACAGACAAAGUCCAGGCAUCAGAAUCAGUAUUGAGAAGUCAUCUAAUCACAAAUCAUUGAGCCAUUCGUCAUCAAACGUCAAAAGUCGCAAAUAUUUUUAAUGAAUUAUACAAAAAAAAUCUAAACUAUUUUGACAUUUUUCACUUUCUUCUGCAAUUUAAUUAUAAAAAAAAUCUCUAAAAACAUCUCGACAAGUAAAUCCCAAAAGCUGCUCUCUGAGUAGAAGAUGAAAUAAAUCAUUUUAUUACCAUUCAAGUUAUCAGAAGUCUGAACAGGAAGUUCUCCAUGAACCUUUUGUUAUAUUUUAUCUUUAGCAAACAGCUUCUGUGAUUUAGAGUUUGAUAUUAUUUGGAUUCAUCGUGCAGUUUGGAUCAAUAAUCUGGAUCAAUAAUCUGAGUCCAACUUGUUCUUUUUCAGAAUAAAUAUGUUUUCUAAUAUAAUUUUAUAAUAUUUUCCUGCUGGGUUUGAACAGAUGUUUGAUUUGAGUCGCAGUAACUCAAGUAUUGAUUAUAAAUUAAAUUAAUUAAAGUUAUUCUCUUAUGCGGCUUUAAAGGGAACUUAAAUAAAAUGAGUCGAUGUAACAAACUGGAAUCAAACACAUUAAAGUUCAGACUGAUUUUGUCUUUAGGGUUCAUUAAUGUAACGAUAACGAGGAUUCUUCGUGGACGCGUUGCUGCGAGUUUCAGCUCGACCUCCGUUCUCUUCCGGGUUUUAAGGCGGUCCAGGUCCAGGAUGUGGUCACUCAGGUAAACAGGAUUCGGCUGCCGGCGCUGGUGUAAAUAUCUAAUGUUCCUCUUUGUAUCUUUAUUUUUAUAUGAGGGGUUAAUCACUGAAGGGAAGGGUCGCUUGUUUUAUCUCCAGCUACGAUUUCAUGGUGAUAAAGUUCAUCUACCAUCAGACCUUUAUUACUAUAACACAAUGAGCAGGACCACACAUCUUUGUACAUAUCACACCUGCUGGACCCGGCUGGACCCUGCUGGACCCGGCUGGCUCUCAGCUUGGUUUUGAUUAUUAAAGAUAUUUAUUGAUUGUGUCUCACUGUGUGUUCUGGUACAUUUUUUGUAAACGAGCUGCGGACUGAAAGCGUUCUGCUGACGGGAAGCUCUGUGGCGGUUCUGUAACGUUGAUCGGCUCCGACCACGAGGUGAAUAAAAGUUUUAUAUGGUGCUUCAUCA